UCAGCAGGUGGUCACUUGGGUGAUGGACGUCGGUAUCACAUCAGACGAACACUUGUUUCCUCAUGGAACUUCUAACGGGCUAUUGAUGGUCAGUAGCGUGGCCAACUCCGGCCAGUAAAGAGAGGGUAGUGACAGAUCCUUGGUAGCGCGUGCUGGACACUGACCGUUUGGCGAACUCACAUCACAAGACAUAAUGGACGACUUGCCUCUUCACCUGCUGUCCGAGGAAGAUGAUGAGGAGACUGAGAAGGACACGAUCCGAUCCCCAGGAAGUGAUACAUUGUAUGAUAGGACAUACCCUACCUGGAUGCUGUAUCUCCAGCAUUUCUGUACCUGUGAUUGUUUCCUAAGAACUGACUCUUGUCCGUCGUGUAUUUCACCUACUGAAGACGAACUGGCGUCCAUAAUGGAUGAUGAUGUGGAUCUGUUGUGUUAUGAGAACGACAGCUUCCUCUACAAUAAACUUGACGUGGGGAGUCUUGUAGCAAAUGAUUUGACACAACCUAUGUCCACUGCUGGGUCUGUUGGUCAGAUGCUGGACAAGGGAUUUCCAGAUGAAGAGUCACAGAUUGACUUAUUGUGUGACCCUUACAUAGGUGGCAAUGCGACGUCACCUGGUUCCGACUCUCCUGGAUAUUCGUCAUCCCCACAAAUCAUUGUGUCUGUCCCCUUGCCCGACAACACAGACAUGUUUCAAAUCAGCCCAAAUCCAUCAGAAAGAAUAUCUCGCCAGAAAAGGAAGCGUUCUGAUGACAGUUCUCACCGUGAGACCAUAAAGGGGUGUUGCAACACAGAUGACCUCUUUUCAACCUUGAACAAAAUUACAUCACAACCCCAAGAGAGCGAUGAGAACGAAUUAAGAUAUGGGUUUUACAUCAAGUGUGAAGAUGGAUGAACUUUCGACAGACCAGUGAUGGAUGUGAACAUGUGUAGCUAAUUGAGUACACGUGUGUAGCUAAUUGUGUACACGUGUGUAGCUAAUUGUGUACACGUGUGUAACUAAUUGUAUACAGUUACACGUGUGUAGCUAAUUGUGUACACGUGUGUAGCUAAUUGUGUACACGUGUGUAGCUAAUUGUGUACACGUGUGUAGCUAAUUGUGUACACAUUUGUAGCUUAUUGUGUACACGUGUGUAGCUAAUUGUAUACAGUUACACGUGUGUAGCUAAUUGUGUACACGUGUGUAGCUAAUUGUGUACACAUGUGCAGCUAAUUGUAUAGUUACACGUGUGUAGCUAAUUGUGUACACGUGUGUAGCUAAUUGUGUACACGUGUGUAGCUAAUUGUGUACACAUUUGUAGCUAAUUGUGUACACAUGUGUAGCUAAUUGUGUACAAUUACACGUGUGUAGCUAAUUGUGUACACGUGUUUAGCUAAUUGUGUACACGUGUGUAGCUAAUUGUGUACACGUGUGUAGCUAAUUGUGUACAUGUGUGUAGCUAAUUGUGUCCCUACUUUGUAUACUGGUGGCGCUGUGUCAUUGGUGACCAAUCUUGGGUUGGUCCUAUACAAUUAGCACGAUUGGUCCUAUACAAUUAGCACGAUUGGUCCUAUACAAUUAGCACCUGUCUUUGACAUCUCAUCGGACAGUCAGGAAACAUACAUUUCAUGUUAAAAAGAAUUAAGACAUUAAUUAAUGGGUCGGUCA
Molecule: messenger RNA, 1648 nt
Organism: Pecten maximus
Lineage: Eukaryota; Metazoa; Mollusca; Bivalvia; Pectinida; Pectinidae
Exons: 2
Coding region: 194-895 (233 amino acids)
Source: RefSeq, a predicted model, not a curated record